AUGGUGGGUACGAAGCUGUUAGUCCAAAUCUUGAAUGCUCUGUGCGUGGCCAAAGAAGAUUCAUCUGCUUUCGGAGGCAUAAACAUAAUAUUUGCUGGCAAUUUUGCGCAGCUUCCUCCUGUCAGAGAUAGUAAGUUGUUUGCUCAAGUGGAUCGUACUAGAGGUACAGAUAGUGCACUGACAAUGAUACAGGGUCGACUCUUGUGGUUGUCCGUAGAUACUGUCAUCAUUCUUCACCAGGUCAUGAGGCAAGAAGGUGAUAAAAAUGCAAGUUUUGUAGAAAUAGCGGAUAGGGUUCGACCUGAUUGGACAAGCAAAGAAUGGUUGGCUUCACCGCUGAUUGUAUCAGAAAAUGCAGUGAAGGAUGCAUUUAAUCGAAGAGCUACAGAGGCUUUUGCAGCUAGAACAGGAAGGAAGCUUCAUUAUUAUUAUGCAGAUGACAUGCAUUGA
Messenger RNA from Desarmillaria tabescens, 450 nucleotides. RefSeq lists its product as uncharacterized. The transcript has 2 exons. Gene Ontology annotation, molecular function: DNA helicase activity. Lineage: Eukaryota; Fungi; Basidiomycota; Agaricomycetes; Agaricales; Physalacriaceae. Gene Ontology annotation, biological process: DNA repair; telomere maintenance. The record is from RefSeq and is a predicted model, not a curated record. Bases 1 to 450 code for a protein of 149 amino acids.